AUGAACAAUCGUCAGAAACGUGGUCCUUAUAAAAGAUAUUUAGAGCCGCGAAGUGUAGUCCCAAUUCCGAAAAGGACCAAAAACUAUCGAAAAGCUAAGCUGAAAUCUUUAGAACUUGAAAAACAGAAUUGUAAUCCUCAAAACGAACAAGAGGUUGGUCGAGUCGUACUUGAAAGUUAUGAAGAUGAAACUGAGAAUAACCCAGAAUCAACGUUUCUUUCAGACAACUGUCAUAACGAUAAUACACCAGAAAAUGAUCAACUGUCGACUAGGAGUCCACCAGUUGAUUCGGCACUACCUAACGUAACCGCUGACAUUCACAACUCGGAAGAUGAAAAUGAUGAUCUUGAUGAAGAAGAUCCUUAUAAUUAUUGCGAUAGCAGUGAUACACAAUCAGAAGAUUUAAAUGCAAUUGAUGAUGACAAUCAUGCUAGCAAUAGCGAAGAAGUACGCGUCAACAACAACGGUAUAGAAGGGACAGAUGAGAAUCCACGUAACUUUCAGGACCAAGAUAAUAAUGAUCAUCCGAUUCAUGUUCCUGAUUUAGAUAAAAACGAGAUUCAUUAUCCAAAAUCGGUGUUAGUACGAUCUUUAUUGCUUUGA
Molecule: messenger RNA, 603 nt
Organism: Cotesia congregata
Lineage: Eukaryota; Metazoa; Arthropoda; Insecta; Hymenoptera; Braconidae
Source: the annotation of a GenBank genome assembly